AUUUAGUUGAACUAUAGCAUUCCAGGCUUUCAGACGUCUCCAGCUUAAGUAUAGAAAUGGGCAAAUUGGUAUUGUACGGUGUGGAAGCAAGUCCUCCGGUCCGCGCUUGCAAGAUGACCCUGAACGCUCUCGGUCUGCAAUACGAGUACAAGCUGGUCAAUAUCCUGGCUGGCGAUCAGCUCAGCAAGGAGUUCACUCUGAAGAAUCCACAGCAUACGGUGCCCAUGCUGGAGGACGAUGGCAAAUGCAUCUGGGACUCGCAUGCUAUAAUGGCCUAUCUGGUGCGCAAAUAUGGCAAGGAUGAUUCGCUGUAUCCCAAGGAUUACUAUAAGCGUGCUGUGGUGGAUCAAAGGCUACAUUUUGAGUCCGGCGUUGUGUUCCAAGGUUGCAUAAGAAAUAUCGCUGCGCCGAUCUUCUAUCGCAACGAGUCUGAGGUGCCACGCUAUAUGAUCGAUGGCAUCUUUGAUAUGUACGAUUUCCUCGAGGCUUUUCUGGGCAAUCAGGACUAUUUGUGCGGCUCGACCUUGACCCUGGCCGACUUCAGUUGCAUCUCAUCGGUGGCCAGCCUAUUGGGCCUCGCACCCAUCGAGUCGAAACGUUAUCCGAAACUUAGCGCAUGGAUAGCGCGCAUGGAACAGCUGCCCGAUUAUCAGUCGAACAACGGCAAUGGCGCACAAAUGUUAAUUGAUCUGUUUACCGCUAAGAUCAAAAAGAUCGUUUAGAGCGAGAGAUUUUAAAUGACAUAAAACCAAUGACAUAAUUCAAUCAUCUGAUAGAGAAUCUACGUAUGUGCCAAUUUAUAUAAUAAAGUAAAUAUAUUUG
This is a messenger RNA of Drosophila navojoa, 822 nucleotides long. It is a transcript of the gene GstE9, whose product is annotated as Glutathione S transferase E9. The record is from RefSeq and is a predicted model, not a curated record. NCBI's taxonomy places the organism in Eukaryota, Metazoa, Arthropoda, Insecta, Diptera, Drosophilidae. Gene Ontology annotation, biological process: glutathione metabolic process. Gene Ontology annotation, molecular function: glutathione transferase activity.